Hordeum vulgare subsp. vulgare (domesticated barley) is the source of this 2277-nucleotide messenger RNA. Its product is annotated as protein IQ-DOMAIN 19-like. The transcript has 4 exons. Lineage: Eukaryota; Viridiplantae; Streptophyta; Magnoliopsida; Poales; Poaceae. Gene Ontology annotation, molecular function: protein binding. The coding region runs from base 555 to 1922 and encodes 455 amino acids. The record is from RefSeq and is a predicted model, not a curated record.
AAAACGAAUAAAUCCGCCGUUCGUAUGGGAGUUGCUCUAAUUAAUUUGGGAUUAUUCCGGUGCUUCCAGGGACGUACCUGAGGACAGAGACCAGCUAGGAAUGGCGAGCAGGGCAGCUGCUUACGAGGGCGAGCUAACCAACCGAUCCAUGAUUGGCAUGACAUGGACCCGGCCGUGUACGUGCGUGCACCCUCCUUCCCUGUCCUGCGGUCCUUCCCGUCCGAUAUUAAAAUGGUUCUGACAGCCAUGGAGAUGAUCCAUCCACGCCAUGUUCUCCGCGAGCCGCUUCACGUGGCCAGCCGCUCGCGCGCGCCUCGCCGCGGUUGACUGCUGCCUUGGAGUAGCUCGGCGGUGGUGGUUGGCUGCCGCUGCGUCCUCGGAAUCUGUUUGGUGCUAACCAUAGAUAUUACGCGCUGAGCUACGGUUGGCUGUGCAUGCUCUGCUGCCGCGCGCUCCAUCCAUGGCGCCGUCCAUGCAAGUAGGGUGAUGAAUGCAGUGCACGCGCGUUGCGUUUCAUUUCUGCAGAGCGGCAGAGGUCGGUUGGCUGAGGGGCGAUGGGGAAGGCGGGGCGGUGGCUGAGGAACUUCUUGGCCGGCGGCAGGAAGGAUGGGAGGAGGGAUAGGCCGCACGCCGAGGCGGCGACGGGACCGGGACCGGGACCUGGGGCGACGCCGAGGGAGAAGAGGUGGAGCUUCCGGCGGCCGGUGGUGCUGACGCCGGACCAGCCGGGGCGCGGCGUCGUACCGCGGGAUGCCGCCGGCGGCGUUGGCGCGUCCCGGUCGUCAGCUACGUCGGAGGCGGGGUUCGACGAGAAGAAGCGCGCCGUGGCGGUGGCUGUGGUGACCGCGUCCGCGGCAGACGUGGCGGGCGCCGCGGCGCAGGCGGCGGCCACUGUGGCGCGUCUGUCCUCCCGCAAGGCUGCGCCGCCCCUGCCACCGCCGGCGAGCCUAAUCGCCGAGGCGGCGGCGGCUGUCAGGAUUCAGGCAUCCUUCAGAGGCUAUCUGGCGAGAGCGGCGCUGUGCGCGCUGAGGGGCAUCGUGAAGCUGCAGGCGCUGGUGCGGGGUCAGCUGGUGAGGAAGCAGGCCAAGGCCACGCUCCGGUGCAUGCAGGCCCUGCUCGCGGCGCAGUCCCAGCUGCGCGCGCAGCGCAUGCGCUUCCUCCAGGUCCAAGACCACCACCCCCACCACACACCGCCGCCCAGACCACGGCCGUCGUCGUCGCAGCACUCGAGGCACCGGAGAUCGUCCUACGAGAUGGACAGGUCGAGCGAGGAGAACGUGAAGAUCGUCGAGAUGGACAGCGGCGAGCAGCCGGCGCGGCGCGGCGUGGCGAGGGGCGGCGACAGGCAGUACUCCUCCGUCGAGCACCACCACGGCGGCAGGUGCUCCCCGGCGCCGUCGGCCAUGACGGAGCUGAGCCCGAGGACGAGCAGCUGGCACGUGGACGACCACAUCUCCUUCGGGACGGCGCACAGCAGCCCGCACUCCCACAACGCGCCGGCGGCCAUGACGGAGGCGGCGGCGUCGGACCUGCCGUUCCCGAGCUACAUGAGCAACACGGAGUCGUCGAGGGCCAAGGCGCGGUCCCAGAGCGCGCCGAGGCAGCGGGCGGCCGCCGAGGCGCUGGAGCGGCAGCCGAGCAGGAGGAAGGGGGCGGAGCACCGGAGCGUGCCGCGGGGCGCCAGGAUGCAGCGGUCGUCGUCGCAGCAGCAGGCCGGGUCCGCGCCGCGCCAGUCGCCCUUCUUCCACCGGCCGUGGUCGUCGUCGACGUCGGUGAGGCUGGACACGUCGACGGCGUCGCUCAGGGACAGCGAGUGCGGGUCCACCACCAGCUCCGUGCUCACCGCGGCCACCACCGUGUCCACCGUCUACAGCCGGACCCGCUCGCUCGUCGGAUUCGAGGUGCGCAGGGCCCUGUAUUGAUGUUGGUGAAUUUGUUGGGUUGAACUGCUGGAAACAAAUGAAGCCACAUCGGGAGCUUCAUGAAAUGCGUAUGAGAAAAUUGCUUGAUAGUUCUUGUGUGUGUGUUGAUGGGAGAUCAGAUCAGAGCCUAGUAGAGAGUGUUGUACUUGUACAUACUGUACGUCCGAGUCAAGUACUUCCUUUAUUUUGGCUAUUCGAGUCAAGUACCAAGUGUACAAUUUUUUAUACAUAUAGGGCAUAUCUGUGACGUGAUGACUGCGAGGUACUAAGUGUAAUUAGAAAUGUACUGGUUUACCACUAGUGGCACAGUGUAAUAAGCUCUCUCUUUUUUUAGAACUACAGUGUUUUUUUUAAA